GUCACCGACCCGAGGCCAAGGCCGGCAACACAGCCGUGGGGAGCAAGGUCUCGCAUUGGAAAGAAGGCGCCUGGCCUGCUUCCUUCACUUCCUUUCUCUGCCUCCAUUUCCAAUCAGUUACAGCUAUCACUCAAUUACGCGCGAAGAAUAAUAAUAAUACAGAUUGAAACAGGCAACCCAGAAGAUCAUCAAACAUGGUGAAGGUACGGAUGAACACCGCUGAUGUCGCCGCCGAGGUGAAAUGCCUGAGAACAUUGAUAGGCAUGCGAUGCGCCAACGUCUAUGAUCUCUCACCCAAGACAUACAUGUUCAAGCUUAUGAACAGCAGUGGAGUCACCGAAUCGGGUGAGAGUGAGAAGGUGUUGCUGUUGAUGGAAAGUGGAGUUAGAUUGCAUACGACUGCAUAUGUUCGAGACAAAAGCAAUACUCCAUCCGGUUUCACUCUCAAACUGAGAAAGCAUAUACGCACAAGAAGACUUGAGGAUGUGCGGCAACUUGGAUAUGAUCGGAUAAUCCUAUUUCAGUUUGGGCUAGGUGCUAGUGCACACUAUGUUAUUUUGGAGCUGUAUGCCCAGGGUAACAUCCUUCUCACGGAUUCUGAAUUUAUGGUCUUGACUCUUCUUCGAUCACACAGGGAUGAUAAUAAGGGGGUUGCAAUCAUGUCACGGCAUCGAUAUCCAACUGAAAUCUCUCGAGUGUUUGAGCGGACGACAACUGCAAAGUUGCAGGAAGCACUCACUCUGAAUGACAAUGUAGUUAAACUUACAGGGAUUGGAAAUAAUGAAACAGAUCCUCCAAAACAGCAUCUUUCUAACCACAAAGCCUCGAAACCUUCUGUCUCAAGUAAAGCCCAAGGUGACGGCAGUCGAGUCAAACAGGCUACUUUGAAAGCUGUUCUCGGGGAGGCACUGGGAUAUGGAACUGCACUAUCUGAGCACAUUAUAUUAAAUGCUGGUCUGAUUCCAAAUAUGAAACUUUGUGGUGAUCAUAAACUUGACGAUAAGUCUCUUCAGCUCUUAGUGGAAGCUGUUGCAAAUUUUGAGGAUUGGCUAGRGGAUGUUAUAAUUGGUACUAGAGUUCCUGAAGGGUACAUUUUGAUGCAGAAGAAAGAUGUUACAAAGGAAGAAUCUGAGGCUGCAACUGCUAGCCAGAUCUAUGAUGAGUUCUGCCCAAUUUUGUUAAACCAAUUCAUGUCUAGAAAGUAUACGAAGUUUGAGACAUUUGAUGCAGCUCUGGAUGAGUUUUACAGCAAAAUUGAAAGUCAAAAGUCAGAACAGCAACAAAAGGCCAAGGAGAGCUCCGCAACGCAGAAACUAAACAAAAUACGGAUGGAUCAGGGAAAUCGUGUAGAACUACUGAAACAAGAAGUGGAUCAUAGUGUUAAAAUGGCAGAGUUGAUAGAAUACAAUUUAGAAGAUGUGGAUGCUGUUAUAUUAGCUGUCCGUGUUGCUCUUGCUAAAGGGAUGAGCUGGGAGGAUCUUGCACGAAUGGUGAARGAAGAAAAGAAAUCUGGAAAUCCAGUGGCUGGUCUAAUUGACAAACUUAAUCUUGAAAGGAAUUGCAUGACUUUGCUGCUGAGCAAUAAUCUCGAUGAAAUGGAUGAUGAUGAAAAAACACAACCAGUUGAUAAGGUGGAAGUGGAUAUAUCACUUUCAGCUCAUGCUAAUGCUCGGCGAUGGUAUGAACUUAAGAAAAAACAAGAGAGCAAACAGGAGAAGACUAUCACAGCACAUGAAAAAGCUUUUAAAGCUGCUGAAAGAAAAACUCGUCUUCAACUUUCCCAGGAAAAAACAGUUGCGACAAUAUCUCAUAUGCGCAAAGUUCAUUGGUUUGAGAAAUUUAAUUGGUUCAUUAGCAGUGAGAAUUAUUUGGUCAUCAGUGGACGUGAUGCUCAACAAAAUGAGAUGGUAGUCAAACGUUACAUGUCAAAGGGAGAUCUAUACAUCCAUGCUGAUUUGCACGGAGCUUCUAGCACUGUGAUUAAGAACCACAGGCCUGAACAACCAGUGCCUCCACUCACGUUGAACCAAGCAGGAUGUUUUACGGUUUGUCACAGCCAGGCAUGGGAUUCAAAGAUAGUCACUAGUGCCUGGUGGGUUUAUCCACAUCAGGUCAGUAAAACUGCUCCUACAGGGGAAUAUCUUACAGUUGGGAGUUUCAUGAUUCGUGGAAAGAAGAAUUUUCUUCCUCCACAUCCUCUUAUCAUGGGUUUUGGAUUGUUAUUUCGCCUGGAUGAGAGCUCUUUAGGUUCACAUUUAAAUGAAAGGAGGGUAAGAGGUGAGGAUGAUGGAGUGAACGAUGUUGAAGAAAAUGAACCUCUCAGUGAAGAAUCUGAUACUGAAUAUGAGAAGAGAGAAUCAGAAGAAGUAUCCAAUGCAUCUGCAGAUUCAUUUAAACCAGUUAUAAAGAACUUAUCUGGAUCUGAAAACACUGAAUCACUUAAAAUUCCUGUUGAAGGUGGAAUGACCUUGAAUGGUGUCAAUAAGGAUAACCAACCUGAUGCUAGAGAUAAUAAAGUUUCCCUUGCCACAUCACAACUUGAGGAUCUCAUUGAUAAAGCUCUUGAGCUUGGAUCUGCCACUACAUCUAGCAAAAAUUAUACAUUAGAGACUUCUAAGGUUGAUUCGGUCGAUGUACACCUUCUAGAUGAUAAAAAAGCUGCAGUGAGAGAGAAACCCUACAUCUCAAAAGCCGAAAGAAGAAAACUGAAGAAAGGUCAGAAUAGCAGUUCUAUAGACAGCAAUGUCAAGCAGGAAAGUGAAGGAUCAAGAGAUAGCGAUGUUUCUUUUACUCAUCCUGAAAACAAGGUUAGUAAUCCGAAGUCAGAUUCUGUAAAACUCAGCCGUGGUCAGAGGGGUAAGCUCAAGAAAAUGAAAGAAAAGUAUGCUGAUCAAGAUGAAGAAGAAAGAAGCAUCCGCAUGGCUUUAUUGGCUUCCUCAGGUAAACUAACGAAAAAUGAAGGGCCUCAAAAUGCGAAGGAAACGACUUCCGAAGUGAAGAAACCUGAUGGAGGUGCUGAAGAAGCUCCAAAGAUAUGCUACAAAUGUAAAAAGCCAGGUCACUUGUCUCGAGAUUGUCGAGAACGUCCUGAUGAUCUUUCACAGAGUCACUCGAACGGUGCAACUGAAGACAAUCGCCAAGUGGUCUUGGAUAAUGAUGCUGAAUUGGACAAGAUAACUAUGGAAGAGGAUGAUAUUCAUGAGAUAGGCGAAGAAGAGCGAGAGAAACUGAACGAUGUGGAUUACUUGACUGGAAAUCCUUUGCCUACUGACAUUCUCUUGUAUGCUGUGCCGGUUUGUGGUCCUUACAGUGCAGUGCAAUCUUACAAAUACCAUGUUAAGAUUGUUCCGGGACCUCUAAAGAAAGGGAAAGCUGCAAAAACUGCCAUGAACCUGUUCACGCACAUGCCUGAAGCAACAAAUAGAGAGAAAGAACUGAUAAAAGCAUGCACAGAUCCAGAGCUUGUGGCCGCCAUUAUUGGGAAUGCACGGGUUACGGCUGCCGGUCUCACUCAGUUAAAGCAGAAGCAAAAAAAAGGAAAGAAGAGCAGCAAGCAAGGAAGCUAGCUGCUGUCUUUGACUCUUGAGGAGUGGAUUUUGAUCGGAGGGCAAAAGAAAAAAAAUUCUCCCUCGUUGCAUUUUUCCUGUUUAUGCAUAGGUAGUCUCUAUUUUAACUCCCCAACUUACAGAGGAAGCUGGUGCCUCAAUUAGAGUUGCAAUCUCACAUGGCACCUGCAUUCGACAUGUCUGAAAAUUCAAUUUCUGUAGUGUACAGUAUUUUUUUUUCAAAAGGAAAAACUUGCGGAUUUUGUAUUACUCAUGCUCAUACAUUACUAUCUUUGGAAAUACUGUUUGGUCUUCUCUAAUAGAAGCUGCUGACAUGAAGGUCUCGUUUCUUUUAGAAUAAA
Messenger RNA from Momordica charantia (bitter melon), 3907 nucleotides. Its product is annotated as zinc knuckle (CCHC-type) family protein. Gene Ontology annotation, biological process: rescue of stalled cytosolic ribosome; ribosome-associated ubiquitin-dependent protein catabolic process. Lineage: Eukaryota; Viridiplantae; Streptophyta; Magnoliopsida; Cucurbitales; Cucurbitaceae. The record is from RefSeq and is a predicted model, not a curated record. Gene Ontology annotation, molecular function: ribosomal large subunit binding; tRNA binding; zinc ion binding. Gene Ontology annotation, cellular component: RQC complex.